AUGUUUAUGAUAUUAAGGAUCAUUGAAUACGCGUUUUGUGUUGAAGUGAACACAACGUCUGGUGUAGUGAAAGGUCUGACUAUCGAUGUGUUGAACACAAGUGUUGACCAGUUUUUGGCCAUACCUUAUGCCGAACCCCCGGUAGGGGUACUCAGGUUUGCCAAACCGGUGCCACUCAGACAUCUUGAAUACACGGUUUGUAUUGAAGUGAACACAACCUCUGGUGUAGUGAAAGGUCUGACUAUCGAUGUGUUGAACACAAGUGUUGACCAGUUUUUGGCCAUACCUUAUGCCGAACCCCCGGUAGGGGUACUCAGGUUUGCCAAAUCGGUGCCACUCAGACAUCCCAUUCAAGAUGUAAUAGACGGCACAGAGACUGGAAACUCGUGUUAUCAACUAAUUCCCGACCUUUUGAAGCCUUUUGUCGGCAAUUUAACACUAAGUGAAGACUGUUUGGUAUUAAACGUAUGGACACCACAUGUGGCCAAGAAGUCAGUACCGAAAGCCCCCCUCAAACCCGUCAUGUUUUGGAUACACGGAGGGGCUCUCAUAUUGGGCUCAUCUUUUCAAAAGCUAUACAACGGCACAGCUCUGGCCACUAAUGAUGUGGUGGUUGUGUCCAUCAACUAUAGGUUAGCAAAUUUUGGUUUCCUAUACGGGGAUCGGGAGGACGCGCCCGGAAAUGUCGGCUUUUAUGACCAGUUAUUGGCUCUCAAAUGGGUUAGAGAAAACAUUCAUAUGUUUGGUGGAGAUAGGGAUGAGAUCACUAUAUUUGGUGAGAGCGCCGGCAGUUGGUCCGUAUCCGUACAGCUAUUGUCUCCGUUAUCUAAAGGCCUAUUCAAGAGGGCUAUUAUGGAGAGCGGCGCCCAUAUGUUCAAUAAAGACAGGGAUAUAAAAACAGCGCCGGAAGCGUUAAAUGAAGCCAAACAAUUGGCCGUAGAUUUCAAUUGCAGUAAAACAUCGGUUGAAUGGUUAGAGUGUUUGAGACAAUUAAACGCAGAAGAUCUCAAUGAACACAUCGGCGAGGGUUUUACUGUCGCCACACUCGGCACUGAAUACCUCCCGGUGUCCGCACACCAGGCCUUUCAAACCAAACAAUUUAAC
Medioppia subpectinata is the source of this 1104-nucleotide messenger RNA. NCBI's taxonomy places the organism in Eukaryota, Metazoa, Arthropoda, Arachnida, Sarcoptiformes, Oppiidae. The record is from the annotation of a GenBank genome assembly.